Sitophilus oryzae (rice weevil) is the source of this 2774-nucleotide messenger RNA. Its product is annotated as piggyBac transposable element-derived protein 4-like. The record is from RefSeq and is a predicted model, not a curated record. NCBI's taxonomy places the organism in Eukaryota, Metazoa, Arthropoda, Insecta, Coleoptera, Curculionidae. The transcript has 2 exons. Bases 492 to 2282 code for a protein of 596 amino acids.
UAAUUUAACACGUUCGCUACCAAGUGGCUCAUAUAUGCGCCACAAGGAUUUUUCUCAUAGACCAGCGUCACACAUUUGAGCCGUGGUUUCUACUGUACUAAAUGAUGAACAAAAUAUUAACGUUCGCAGAUAGCGGUUUGUGCUUUGCAUGUGGUCUAUAGGAAAGUGUGGCGCAUAUCUGAGUCGCAUGGUCUGUGCUUUGCUUCCACCGUUAGUAGAAACUGAGUGUCAACCGGUACAACAUAACAUCCGAAUUGUGCUGUGCUUUAUUCUUGUUUUUAGUCCAUGUAAGUGUUUUUUGUUUUACAUAUUAUUAGGUAUGGUAUUUUGUAUGAUAAUUCUACUAGAAAACAAAAAAAAAUCAUUAUUACCACAAAGAAAAUAAAACGUGCUGGAAAAGUGAGGUUACGUCACAAAAUAUUUUCCAUUUUAGGCGCACGCUGUAUUUCAAAGGUUUUUCGUCAAUCUCGUUGUUUUUCUCUCAAUUUCGUAUGUUUGCUACAUAUUUACUCGUAACACGCGUAAUAAUAUUCCCUUUGAUGUUGUUUCAGUGUUUAGCUGGGAUGGCUAAAAGAACAUUUCUAAGCGAGAAAGACCUUCAAGAAGAGGCCGACAAAAUUAUGAACUCAGAAAAUAAUGAAAAUCUUUCUCAGAUGCUGGAACCUGAUGAAAUUCCAGAAAUGUUUUCAGAUUCUGGAAGUAGCUACAAGCCUUCAUCAGAAUCGGGUUCUAGUGUGGAACAUUGUCCAAGUAGUGACUCGGAACAUUUUAGUGAUGAACCACAUAGCGACCUUGAUGAAAAUGUUCCUGAUAAUGAACCAACGAAUAAUCAAGACGAUAUCGAUAGUGACUGGGUCGAAAUUGACGGUGAACCAGAGAUUUUCGAUUUUCUAGAAAUCGAAGGGUUGAAAGUAAAUAUUUUAGAAAGCUCUACUGUCAGAUAUAUAUUUGAACUAUUGUUUGAUGACAACUUAUUUGAAAAAAUUUGUGAAUGGAUCAAUCUACGUGCACUGUCAGUUAUAGGCAAUGUAAUACCGAAGCAUUCUACAAUGAAUAAAUGGAAACCAAUAACUCCUGAUGAAUUCCGCCGUUUUCUCGCAUUAUGUAUGCUAAUGGGGAACAUAAAAAUGCCCAACGUUAAGUGCUACUGGAGUAGGAAUCCACUGUAUGCCCACCCAAUAUUUGGAAAUACAAUGUCAAGAAAUAGAUUCGAACAAAUUUUACGGUGUUUAUGUUUUACCAAAAAAGAUGAUAUAAAAACUUCUCGUUUACAUAAAAUUGAACAAGUUGCAGACCAUCUUUUUGAAAACAUACGACAGGUCUUAUAUCCUGGAAAAAACCUUUCCCUAGAUGAAGCUUUGCUACUUUGGCGUGGACGAUUGAUAUUUCGUCAGUAUAUUCCUAAUAAGAGUGCAAAAUAUGGAAUAAAAUUGUAUGAGCUUUGCACCCCUGACGGCUUUGUUUUAGAAUGUCUGGUUUAUACUGGGAAAGACACAGUUAACAAUGAGACUGGCCAUGCACAAGCUGUAGUAACAAAACUAGCUGAGCGAUAUUUUGGGAAAGGUCACACAUUGUACUUGGACAAUUAUUACAACAGUGUAACUCUUGCAGAAUUUCUUUAUGAAAAAAAAACUCAUGUGGUAGGAACAUUGAGAAAAAACCGGAAGGGGAACCCAAAAGUAGUAGUUAACUACAAAUUACGCAAAGGAGAGAGCAUUUUCCGAAAAAAGAAAAAUUUGAUGGUCUUGAAGUGGAAGGACAAGCGCGACGUACUCAUGAUAACGACGUUGCAUGGACCUGGAUCUGAAAAAACUACUAAUAAACGAGGGGCCGAACAAGAGAAACCGAGUGUUGUGGUUGACUAUAACAAACAUAUGUCCGGUGUGGACAGGAGUGACCAAAUGCUCUCAUAUUAUACGACACCCAGAAAAACUAUUAGGUGGUACCUAAAACUAUUUUUCCAUUUUGUAGACAUAUGCUUAUGGAAUGGUACAUAUUUGCACAACGUUGCUAAGAAAAAAAAAAUUACGUACCUUGAAUUCAGGGAGCUGCUGAUACAUGACUACCUUCAAGUUCAACUUCCAUCAAGGAAAAGUCAGGUGAAACAUUCAUCUCAUUAUCCCAAAAAAACAGAAAAACGAAGAAGAUGCCGAAUUUGUUCCUCAAAAAAGAAAAGGUCACUGACAUUUUUUCUUUGCGAGAAAUGUAAAGACAAAGAUGGAAAAGUGAUUGGGCUGUGUGUAGAUCCAUGUUUUCGGGAGUAUCACGAAGGCAGCCAGUAGAUAAUCUUUAGUAUUUAUGUCAUUAGAAGUUUUUUUUUGUUUUUUUUUGUGAGUUUCUUGUUUUUGUUUGUUCUUGUGUUAUCAGAAUACAUUAUUUUGUUCGUGUUUUGAAAGAAAUAGAGUUUAUUUACUUAUAUUUGUUAGUUUUAUUACGUCUCAUAUUUGCGACAUAUGGUCUAUGAUAUUUCCAGUCAUGCUAUAGACCAGCGUCACAUAUAUGAGCCGGAUCAAAAAAUCCUACAGGAAUUGCAUAUUUUCCUCUCAUAUUGGAUAUAUUACAAUCAGAGAAGGUUUAUUUCUUCUAAUUUGUCAUAAUCUAUAUAUGGUCCAGCAGGACGAAACAUAAGAACAGCCCUGGUAGCGAACGUGUUAAUAAUGACUUUUUGAUUGUAUAGAGGCACUAGAACGUCUACUCACCUGUUGCUUCUCAAUUUACUAAAAGAAUGUUGUACUUAAUUAGAUUUAGAAUUUGAUGAAUUUUUUUAAUACUUU